This is a messenger RNA of Mangifera indica (mango), 1438 nucleotides long. RefSeq lists its product as uncharacterized. The record is from RefSeq and is a predicted model, not a curated record. Lineage: Eukaryota; Viridiplantae; Streptophyta; Magnoliopsida; Sapindales; Anacardiaceae. The transcript is spliced from 6 exons. The coding region runs from base 90 to 863 and encodes 257 amino acids.
AGCUUAAUGAAAAACGACACAAGAGUUAAAUCGUCCACAUCUACUAGCCUACUACAUGCUCACAAUCACUGAUUGGCGGAGUGAAUGAAAUGCUUUGUACAUCGAAAUUGGAGCCAACCGCUCCGAGUCUCGGCGGCUCCGCCGUUCUUCGAAACGAUGACUCCUCGCUUAUGCUCCUUCGCCGGCCUUCCUACCUGAGCCUUCCGGUCCGAUCUAGGCGUUUCGCUCUGCCCUCUGUACGCUCGGAGAACGCGGCUUCUUCAGAGCUUUCCGUUUCGUCUCGUUACACGUCGUCUGUCGGUUCGGUGUCGGCGUCAUUCGUCCAGGUGUCGCAGUGGAAUCUCACGCAGCGCCACGUUAUGAUGCUCAAUAUCAUUGCUUGCGUGGCAGCGGUUUCAGCUACGUGGCUGUUUUUCUCUGCGAUUCCGGCUCUUCUGGCUUUUAGAAGAGCGGCAGAAUCACUAGAGAAAUUGAUGGAUGUCACCAGGGAAGAGCUUCCUGAAACAAUGGCUGCUGUCAGAUUAUCUGGCAUGGAGAUCAGUGACUUAACAAUGGAGCUUAGUGAUUUGGGCCAGGAGAUUACCCAAGGUGUUAGGAGCUCAACUAGAGCUGUUCGUUUAGCUGAGGAGAGAUUGCGACAGUUAACUAACAUGACUCUGCCUAACAUUAAUCCAUCAAGUUCAGCUUCACUGCAGGAGGUAGUGAGUCAGAAUCCUGAAGCAGGUGGACCUGUAUUAGCUAGAACUGCGAGGGGCUUAAGGGAGGGCAUUGUCAAGGGUCGAAUGAUCUUGAAAAUGUUUUUCACACUGACCCAAAUUUCGAGGAUGGCCCUUAACUAUUUUGCCAGUCAUGCUAAGAAAUAGAUUCAUACCAACAAGCAUUGCGAUCAGGAUGAAAGUGUGUUCUUAUAUUAUGAGGAAGAGCAAGAGCUACAAAAUAAUGGUGUCUUGCCAUGAGAGUUGUGCUGUGUAAACACGCAAAGAGCUCUGAAAUGAGAACCCGGAAAUUACGGGCAGCAUAUCUGCCAGGAAGCACUUUUUUACUGUUUACCAAAACGUCCAUUUACAAUAUUGUUUCCCUGUGAAUAAUGGGUUGUAAAUACAACCCUUACAGGAAAGAUUAUUCUGCUGUUGAUAGAAUGACUAGAAUUGUCAUUUUAUAAAUCUCUCGCAGAAUCAAAAUCAUGGAUUUAUGGGUGUCUUUUAUUUUCGGUAGGGUUGGAUUUGAGUUAUGCUUGAGUUUCAAACUGACUCAUAAACAAUCGUUUUCGUCUUGGCUUGAAAAAGUUGAGUUUAAUGGGUUUCCCUUAAACCAAUUCAAGGUUAGUUAGGUUUGAAUAAAAUCAAAUUUGAGUUUGAUUUGAGUUCAAUGACAGUGCCAAGUUGGACUUGAUUUGGUGUUGUAUUUGAGUUAACAUCGUCAAAACGACGUUGUUUUA